GACAGGCUCUGAGGUGCUGCUGUGGCUGCGGCCGUAGGGCUGAGGCGGGUGGGAGCCGGAGCCGAGCGCGGGCUGAGGGAGGAGGGCGGCGACUGGAGAGCGGCGAGCGGCGCGGGACCCGGAGCCUCUUUCACUUUUUCCCUCCCGAGUGCCCCCUCCCCACCCUCCCACUCCACACACACCCUGUUUGCCCGUGAGCCUGGGGAACUUGCAGCUUAAAGCCAGCCACCCCCACGGCAACAUGUACCCCAGCAACAAGAAGAAAAAGGUGUGGAGAGAGGAGAAAGAACGUUUGCUGAAGAUGACCAUAGAGGAGAGACGCAAAGAAUACAUAAGGGAUUAUGUUCCCCUGAACACCAUCCCAUCGUGGAAAGAGGAGAUGAAGGGCAAGAGCCAAAAUGAUGAAGAAAAUACUCAGGAACCAUCACAGGUGAAGAAAAGUUUGAGUGAGAAAGUUUCUCUGUAUAGAGGUGACAUCACAUUGCUAGAGGUGGAUGCUAUAGUCAAUGCGGCAAAUGCCAGUCUUCUUGGAGGUGGAGGUGUGGAUGGCUGUAUUCACAGGGCAGCUGGGCCCUGUCUGCUCGCUGAGUGUCGGAACCUGAACGGCUGUGACACUGGACGUGCAAAGAUCACGUGUGGCUAUGACCUGCCUGCAAAAUCUGCCAUGGAAAGGCUGAUUGGCAAUUACAGCCAAGGCAUCUGUCACGCUUGGCUUUCAGGAAAAGCCAAUGGAAUGUGGUUGUCAGAGUGA
Molecule: messenger RNA, 751 nt
Organism: Dama dama (fallow deer)
Lineage: Eukaryota; Metazoa; Chordata; Mammalia; Artiodactyla; Cervidae
Gene: MACROD2
Product: mono-ADP ribosylhydrolase 2
Exons: 6
Coding region: 242-751 (169 amino acids)
Biological process (GO): DNA damage response; peptidyl-glutamate ADP-deribosylation; purine nucleoside metabolic process
Cellular component (GO): nucleoplasm
Molecular function (GO): ADP-ribosylglutamate-[protein] hydrolase activity
Source: RefSeq, a predicted model, not a curated record